GCAGGCACGCGCAUGGGCGGGGCCUCGCCCUUAGGUCCCGCCCAACCGCACGCUCUUCCUCUUCCUACGGGAAGGGGGGUUGUGGCGCUCGCGGCAAUCUUCGGCUGCGGGUGUUGGGCUGGUUGUGGCCGCGGGCAUGGCGGGCUCGGGGAGCCUGGUCCUGCGGCCCUGGAUUCGAGAGCUGGUUCUGGGAUCAGAGGCACGCGCAGGUCCACAAGCAGGGCAACUGCUCGAGGUACUGCAGGAGGUCGAGGCCUCGGGCGCGUCCCGCGCCCCUGACGCGUCUGACCUCGGGGCCGCGCUGCUCGUGUCCGAUGGGACCCACAGUGUCCGAUGCUUGGUGACGCAGGAGGCCCUGAACGCCUCAGACUGGGAGGAGAAGGAGUUCGGCUUCCGCGGGGCAGAAGGCCGACUGCUGCUGCUGCAGGACUGUGGGGUGCGCAUCCAGGUCCCCGAAGGCAGUGCGCCCGCAGAGUUCUACCUCCAGGUGGACCGCUUCAGCCUGCUGCCCACGGAGCAGCCCCGGGUACGAGUGGCUGGUUGCAACCAAGACCCAGAUGUGCAGAAAAAGCUUUAUGACUGCCUUGAGGAGCAUCUCUCAGAGUCCGCCUCCCCCAGCGAAGGCCUGUCACUGUCCCAGCUUCUGGACGAGGUGCAGGAGGAUAAGGAGCAUCGGGGGGCACUAGUACGCCUGGCUGAGAGCUGCCUGAUGCUGACGGGCCCUUGCACAGCAGCCCCCGUCACCCGCUGGGCCGCCUCACGCUGCAGAGCCACGGGAGAAGCCAUGUACACCAUCCCCAGCCUAUGGCUUCACAUUUCUGAGAAUGACCAGCAAAUCCUGAGUUCUCUGGGCCCAGCCCCGGAGCUAUCCCUAUCAGACCCGGCUCUGCAGAACCUCUCUCUAACCCUGGUCUCCUCCCCUUCUUUGUCUCCGAGUUCUUCAGGAACCCCUGCCUUCUCUGGCCACAUGCAGUCAGAGGAAAGUGGUUCCAGCAUCAGCCUUCUGCCUGCCCUGUCCUUGUCUGCUCCAGACCCACUGCAGGGCAGCUCCCAGUCCCUACCAGCCAUCUGCUCAGCCCCCAGGCCCCCAUCCCCCAGCUCCCCACAUCCUAGUCAAGCACCCAGCUCCCCACUCCUGAGCCACACUCCCAGUCUCUUGUCCCUUGGCCAUGUCCCCAGUCCACAUCAGGCCCAUGUGAUCAAAGCCCAUAAACCUCACCUAGAAUUCAAGGAGCUAGGGUUGCCCCCCAAGAACCAGCAGCCCCCUCCAAGGAGCAGAACUACCAUGGGAGCCCUGGAGCCCAGCCCUAUCUGGAAAAUAUACACCUUUCAGGAACCCCCAAAGAGGCAUCGUGAUGGCUCUGCCUUCCAAUAUGAGUACGAGCCACCCUGUACCUCCCUCUGCACCCAGGUCCAAGCUGUCAGGCUCCCUCCCCAGCUUGUGGCCUGGGCCUUGCACAUUCUGUUGGAGCCACAGCCAGAGUCUGAGCUAACCCAGGUGUGAUGGGACCUGGGAGUAUGUACACACAGGUCUGUGCCUGCGGGCAGAUAAACCAUACUCAUACUCUG
Choloepus didactylus (southern two-toed sloth) is the source of this 1569-nucleotide messenger RNA. It is a transcript of the gene ACD, whose product is annotated as ACD shelterin complex subunit and telomerase recruitment factor. Bases 137 to 1504 code for a protein of 455 amino acids. Gene Ontology annotation, molecular function: telomeric repeat DNA binding. Lineage: Eukaryota; Metazoa; Chordata; Mammalia; Pilosa; Megalonychidae. Gene Ontology annotation, cellular component: chromosome, telomeric region; telomerase holoenzyme complex; shelterin complex. The transcript is spliced from 12 exons. The record is from RefSeq and is a predicted model, not a curated record. Gene Ontology annotation, biological process: telomere maintenance via telomerase; telomere capping.